AUGGCCUCUUCUGCCUCUUCAGCUAUAGCGCGCAUCAGAGAAUCCGUGGAAGACUUUUCUUUCACAAACGGGACGUGUAAUGUUCCUCACGAAUUCUGCCAUUUCUACUUCAAAAGGCAAUUGGAAAGCACUGAAGCAAAAUUUCUGGACACUGCUAACGCAACUAAGGAGCAGCUAGCCAGUUGGAUUUCUGUAUGCGAACCUGCUCCCUUCGGACAAGGCACCGAAACGUUCCUGGACAAAUCCUACCGAAAGGCUCUCAAGCUCAAUCUAUUGCAAUUUGCUACACCGUUCGAUUUGGCUAUCACCAUAAUAUUACACAGCAUUCAGCAAGAUCUUGUGGAAACAGAUACUGCCCUUCGUCGUAUGAUUCGUGCUGAACCAUACAAGCUCAAUGUUUAUAUGGUGAAGACAUUCACAAUCGUGAUAGACGAGAGCUCCUUCUUCAAACCACACAGAGAUACUCCCUGUGGUCCAAACAUGCUCGGUUCUCUCGUCAUCAUCUUCCGUACCACCCACGAGGGCGGCGAAUUGAUUUUAACAGAGAAUAACAAAAGCUAG
Molecule: messenger RNA, 561 nt
Organism: Lentinula edodes (shiitake mushroom)
Lineage: Eukaryota; Fungi; Basidiomycota; Agaricomycetes; Agaricales; Omphalotaceae
Exons: 3
Coding region: 1-561 (186 amino acids)
Source: RefSeq, a predicted model, not a curated record